AUGAGACCUGUUCCAGACCCUUUCCCACGCAAGCGCUCCUUUGACACCUCUCCUUCCCUCGAUCCCCGCACCGCGACCCCCGCGACCUUCUUCUUAUCUCGCAGUCCGCAUGGCUCGGAUCUGGAAUCCAGCAUCUCGACAGAGAGUCAUGGGAGUCAAGAUGCCAAAGAACAUAUGUACGGAGUGCAAAGCCUAGAUGAGACCCUAUGUCCGGCCGAGUUCGCCAGAUCGCCCCGCGAUCUCCCCGCAGACAGCCUAAACCAUGCCGCCGAUGCCACCGAUACCACCGACGAUUUAGAAUCGCACCUUGCACGACGUCGGUCCACUCUCAAGCCGCUGGAUGCAGGAGUCUUGGAUUCUCCAGAACAGACAUCGUCUCUGUCUCAGAUAGUCUCUCGGCCGUUGACUCCGCUCGACCUGGGCAACCCUGAUGAUCCGUCGUCGCUGCCUAGCAGCCCAAAAUCAAUUUCCAACCAGUCAUUACGACCUCUUGAUGAGAUCUCGAUUACCGAUGAAAUCAAUAGUCAGGCUAUCGGGUCUGGAGAUGAGGAGGACUAUGGAUCAUCACAUCCACCCCCGGGUGGGGCGUCCCAGCUUAUAAUGCCAAGUAUCAAAAUGCCGAGUCGACGACCGUUCACCGAGCGAGGAAAAACCAUGGGUCGGUUCAAAGUUCUUCUGGCUGGUUCCCCAGGUUCGGGAAAAACUUCUUUGAUCAAGUCGAUUGUUCAGACUUGUGACGAUAUCGUACAUGUCGACACAAUUCCAUCGGUGACCUCAGUAGAACGAUGUAGACCUUCUCGGCCUCGGUCGCGUGGUACGCUGAUCAGCACCUCCGAAAUUUAUGCGAGUACCAAACCUUAUCCCUCCUGGUGGUCGGAUUUGGAAGAUUCGCGCGUGCUUCGACGCCGAAAAAGUAUCGGGGAAAUCGUGCUGGAGAGAAACAUAUGUUUUGUCGAUACACCGGCUACAUCAUUGAGUCGCGCGGGACAAACCGACGCCGUCGUUCAAUAUUUGCGACAGCAGUUGCUUCGUGCUACCUCUGCUCUCAAUGACACCGGUGUGGAUUUCCAAAAUUUACUUGCCGGCAAUGGUGGAUCCCAGGUGGACGCCAUCCUUUAUUUGAUUUCUAAUGACACUUUAUCGACCGAUGUGGACUGCAUUCGCAAGCUCUGCGAACUGAGUAAUGUGAUUCCAGUAGUGUCCAAAUCGGACACACUUUCCGCCGAUCAAAUUUCCACCCUGAAAUUGCGGUUCCAUGAACAAGCCUGCGAGGCAGGGAUUAAGCCCUUUUUGUUCGGAGACCCGCCGGGGGAACUAGACGGGCUAGAAUCAUCCCAACCGCCCUAUGCAGUGUCAUCGGAGAAAACCGUCGACACGGAAACAAUGGACGCCAGCACCCUCAUGAGCCCGGACUACGUCCAACCCCUCGUACCUUCAGAAUUAGAUGCACUAGUGCAAAAGAUGUUCGACCGAGAUAACCUGGCAUGGAUGCGCCAUUCCGCUGCAAAGAAACUCAUCCAACGCGCCGGCGUUUGUUCGGUUCCCGCAAUGCCCAAAGCGCACCCAAGUCCAACCCCAAGUGGGGCCGACCAGGCCCCGGGCCCAACCCUGACUUCGUCCUCUCCCAGCUAUGCCAUGGCCCGCCUAGCAGACCACACUCGAAACGAAGAGCGGAUCGCUCAGGUUCGACUGGCGCAGUGGGCAACUGACCUACAGCGAAGCCUACAGAACGAACGUGAUCGCUAUUCCUCACUAGCGCGGGGCGAGCGCGCGGUCUGGCUGACCGAGCGCUUGAGCGAGUGCGUUGUCGACGGCUCGCUCGUACCUUUGUCGCAAACCCCUGGCUUUUGUGGCUUGCAUAUCCCAGUUGGUGAGAAACAUGCACACUCAAACGGGCUGCAUGUCAUGCGAGCACAUUCUGCCUCGCCCGUUUACCAUGUUGCCAGUCUCAGCCCGCAUGACCCUCUCGGCGUGGUGGGCUGGAUUGAUGAUCUUGGUCGCCGGAGCUGGGUGCUUGUGCAGAUUGCGGGUAGUGUGGGUGUUGUUGGUGGGUUGGCGCUCUGGUUUGCGCGCACUUGGGGUCUCCCGCCGCGCAAUCUGACUGACUUGCGUCUGGAUUAUUGGUGUGGCACGAUGGACCGGACGUGA
This is a messenger RNA of Penicillium nucicola, 2148 nucleotides long. RefSeq lists its product as uncharacterized. The transcript is spliced from 3 exons. Gene Ontology annotation, biological process: cytoskeleton-dependent cytokinesis. The record is from RefSeq and is a predicted model, not a curated record. Lineage: Eukaryota; Fungi; Ascomycota; Eurotiomycetes; Eurotiales; Aspergillaceae. The coding region runs from base 1 to 2148 and encodes 715 amino acids. Gene Ontology annotation, cellular component: septin ring; cell division site; septin complex. Gene Ontology annotation, molecular function: GTP binding; GTPase activity; molecular adaptor activity.